AUGACAUAUCUAAGCCUCACUCCCUUCUUCUCUUCUCUCUUUUCUUUUUCACAGGAGAUCGCAGCUUACUUGAUAACAUUUGAAAAGCAUGAAGAAUGGCUAACGACAUCCCCUAAAACAAGGCCGCAGAAUGGGUCGAUGAUAUUGUACAACAGGAAGAAGGUGAAGUACAGAAAGGAUGGCUACUGCUGGAAGAAGAGGAAAGACGGGAAGACCACACGGGAGGAUCACAUGAAGUUGAAAGUGCAAGGAGUCGAGUGUCUGUAUGGCUGCUACGUCCACUCCUCCAUCAUCCCCACCUUCCACCGCAGGUGCUACUGGCUGCUCCAGAACCCUGAUAUCGUGCUCGUCCACUAUUUGAAUGUUCCAGCCAUUGAGGAUUGUGGGAAACCAUGUGGUCCGAUCCUGUGCUCCAUCAAUACAGACAAGAAGGAGUGGGCCAAAUGGACGAAGGAGGAGCUGAUCGGCCAGCUAAAGCCUAUGUUUCAUGGCAUCAAGUGGACUUGCAGCAAUGGGAACAGCAGCUCUGGCUUCUCAGUGGAGCAGCUAGUGCAACAGAUUCUGGACAGCCACCAAACUAAGCCACCUCCCCGGACUCACAACUGCCUCUGCACGGGCACCCUGGGUGCAGGGAGCAGUGUGCACCACAAAUGCAACAGCGCCAAACAUCGCAUCAUCUCCCCGAAGGUGGACCCUCGCUCAGGAGGCUACAGCAGUGCUCACUCUGAAGUCCAGAACAACGAUGUGUCGGAGGGGAAGACGGAGCACAGCGCCCACGGCGGAGGCAAAAGCUCCGGUGGAGGCGGAGGGGGCAGUGCCAGGGAGAAACGCAACGGCAAAGUCCACAAGCCCAUCCUGCUGCACCAGAACAGCACCGAGGUGUCGUCCACCAACCAGGUGGAGGUCCCUGACACCACGCAGAACUCCCCCGUGUCCAUCAGCAGCGGCCUCAACAGCGAUCCGGACAUGGCCGACAGCCCCGUGGUGACAGGGAUGAGCCACGUGGCCUCCGUCAUGUCUGGCUUGUCUCAGAGCGUCUUCAUGUCUGAGGUCACUGGAGACCCUGUUUACAGCAUGUCUCCUACUGGGGGUCCCAACACUCACCUGAUGGGUGCAGAUGCCACCUCACAGGGCAUGGUGCUGUCUGUGGGCUCUGAUCGUCACAAAUUUGCCUUCCCCGGUGGAGGAGUGGGAGAGCCUGGGACUAACGCGGCGGGAGACAGUAUGUCCAUGAUGUCUUCAGCGGGGGUCUCUGAGGAGCUGGUGCUCUCCAGCAGUCUGGAUGCUGGAAGCAUUAAGAUCCCAGAGACCAAUAUGAACUUUGACCCUGACUGCUUCCUGAACAACCCCAAACAGGGCCAGACCUAUGGAGGCAGUGCAAUGAAGAUAGAGGGCAACUCUUCCUCAACCUCAUCUUCCUCCGGUGGCAGCAGUUGCAACGGGAGCAUGCAGCGCUCCCCCGCCAUGUCAGACAAUGGCUACACCUUCAGCUCAGCUAUGGUAAAGAAUAUCAAGAUAGAAGACACAUCGUUUGAGCAGCAGCUGGCCAAGGAGAGUGGCUACCAGGUGGGUCCGGUAGUGAGCUGCGGGGGCGGGGUCUCUGUGUCAUCUGGUGCUGGUUCGGGCCAGGGUAACCUUACUCUGAAUACGGCGGGCUCCAUGCUUCCUUCUGGUGGGGGUCUGAGUCCCAGCACCACCCUUGAGCAGAUGGAUUUCAGUGCUAUUGAUGCCAAGCAAGACUAUUCUUCCAACGCUGCCACCGUAAACUAUGGUCAGGCCAUGUCCAGUCCUCACAUGCAACACCAGAGUCGUUCACCCAGCUUCUUCCUGCAAGAUUCUUCCCAGACCGGACAGGGCCAGCAGGGAAGGCCCAGCAUGGGUCAGAAAACACAUUUGAUGGAGCACAAUUCCCAUGACUCUGGAGCGUAUAUGGGGCUGCAAGUGGUGAAGACGGACUCCCCUGGCAGUAACGGCCACAUCCACCACCACCAUCAGGCCCACCAGCACAGGCCCAACUGUAAUGGAGGCUCCCCCGCAGAGGGGGGCGGUCAGGCUGGCUCUCUCCAGCUGCUACAGUACCAGGGGGGCUAUCCUGGGCUGGGUGCUGAGCAUGAGGAGGUGGUGGGUCUAGAGCAACAAGGCAAUGUGAAUUCAGCUCAGGCUGGAGCCACUGAGAAUGGAGCUGAGAAUCUACUCAAGCCAGGAGACCACAUCCAGGCCUGCGGGACAGGAAACGGAGAGGGAGCAGAGCACUACCUGCAACAGGCCUCGGAUGGAGGUGGAGGAGGGAAUGGAGGUGCUGGAGAAGGAGUAGUAAUGCAUAAUGGUAACAACAAUAGUGAUGGCAGCAACCGCUCCCAGCAGCAACAGCAGCUGCAGCCCCUCCUCCAGGGCACCAGUAUGGUCCAGGGACUCUACAACGCUGUCGGAGCCCACCAGGGCCUCGUUGGAGCGGCCAGUAAUGGCGGAGCAGGAGGGACAGGCAUGGAGAUCAGCCUGGAUCACUUUGACAUCUCUUUUGGUAACCAGUUCUCUGACCUCAUCAAUGACUUCAUCUCAGUGGAUGGAAGUGGAACCACCAUGUCAGCUGGUGGGGCCCUAUAUGCUCACCAGCUGGUCCAAUCCCACAGUUCAGAUAGUCAAAACACCGCCGGUGGGCCCCCUCAGCAAGGCCAGGAAGAUGGAGGGGCCAGGAGCUCUGGCUACAGCCCCUCGGAGCUCUGCCUUCAGCCCUGCUGCAGCCCCCAGUCUCUGAGUGCUGGGGCUGGAGGAGGGGGAAACACCGGAGAGCCGGGCUCAUUGUCCUACAUGAAUGUAGCAGAGGUGGUCUCUGCAGCUGUAGCCCAGGGGGCUCUGGGGAUGCUUCAGGCCACAGGCCGGCUCUUCCUGGUCACUGACUACUCCCCGGAGUGGUCCUACCCUGAGGGUGGAGUUAAGGUGCUGAUCACUGGGCCUUGGCAGGAGGCCAGCUCCAACUACACCUGCUUGUUUGACCAGAUCUCAGUCCCCGCUUCUCUCAUCCAACCAGGAGUUCUGCGCUGCUACUGCCCAGCUCACGACACGGGUCUGGUGACGCUACAGGUGUCCGCCAGUAACCAGAUCAUCUCCAACUCGGUGGUGUUCGAGUACAAGGCCCGCGCUCUUCCUUCACUGCCUUCAUCUCAGCACGACUGGCUCUCGCUGGAUGAUAACCAGUUCAGAAUGUCUAUCCUGGAGCGCUUGGAGCAGAUGGAGAGGAGGAUGGCGGAGAUGGCCAGCCACCAGCAGUCGAGCAGUGCAGGGAGCGGCGGAGCUGGGGGAGGAACAGGGGGAGGGGGAGGAGGAGGAGGAGGGGGAGGAGGAGGUGGAAGCAACAACAACAACAGCCAGUCACAGUGUUUAUCCGCUCAGACGCAGGCCAGCAGCUCCUUUGAGAGCCGUGUGGUGGUGGUCUGUGAGAAGAUGAUGAGCAGAGCUUGCUGGGCCAAGUCCAAACAUUUGAUCCACUCCAAGACCUUCAGAGGCAUGACGCUCCUUCACCUGGCUGCAGGCCAAGGCUACGCCACCCUCAUCCAGACACUCAUCAAGUGGCGCACUAAACAUGCUGAUAGUAUUGAUUUGGAGUUAGAAGUGGACCCUCUCAAUGUAGAUCACUUCUCCUGCACACCCCUGAUGUGGGCCUGUGCACUGGGUCACCUGGAGGCAGCAGUGGUCCUGUAUAAAUGGGACAGACGUGCCCUAGCUAUCCCAGAUUCUCUGGGUCGCUUACCCCUCUCAAUCGCCCGAUCUCGUGGCCAUACCAAAUUGGCUGAAUGUUUGGAGCAGCUACAAAGGGAAGAGCAGCAGUCACCAGCCCCUCUACCACCCACACCUCGCAUGUCUUUCUCUCCCGCCCCCGAAGCCCCCACCACAGACAGCUGGAUGGUCAGCUGGGCAAACAACAGUGGAGUGGCACCUAGCGGCAAGAAAGGGUGUCCUGCCACAACAACAACAACAGCAUCCAGCGCCACAAGCCUCAAUCCAGACUUGAGAAGACCAAGGUCAGAGCCCUCCAACUACUACAGCAGCGAGUGCCAAAGAGACCUCCCGCAAGCUAAAAAGCAUAAACCCAACCCAGAACUGUUUCAGAAUCGGCCUGACAAGGCCAUGUCUGUUCCUCUGAGCCUGGAGCAGCAACAGCUCCACAAGCUGUCCUCUAGCCCGAAGAGCCUGUCGUCAGAGGGCCUUAGCUCAGAAAAGGGCCUGUCUACAGGAGGCAGCACAGGGACAACCAGAUGGACCUCCAGAGAGAGUUUCUCCAGCAGCGGCAUGGGGAGGAAGGCGUCGGGGGUCAGUGGAGGCAGCAGCCUGGGGAAGGAGAAGCUGGUCAACCGGUUGCGUCAGCGGGAACAGCUAGGCAUGCUGGUGAUGGCUGACAGAGAAAUGGCUGAUGCAGAACUGUUAUCCUAUCGGGAAGAUCUGGAGAACCAGGACUGUCUCACACAGAUGGAUGACCUGCAGGCCAAUAUGAUGACUCUGGCAGAGCACAUCAUUGAAGCAACGCCAGAGAGAAUCAAAAGGGAGAACUUCACCGCAGUGGACUCUGUGCCCUUAGACACGUCAGGGGUCACCAACACCAUGAACUGGCUGGCUAACUACCUUGGAGACGUAGAACAGUUGCCAAGCAUCCUACACCUGAGAUCUCUGUAUAAUGAACCCCUGACCCCAUCGUCCAACCCCAGCCUCAGUCCUGGGGGGUCUCCACUGAGAGAGGGGCCCCUGGAAAGGUCUACUCUCCCCUCCCCUGCUGACUGGAGUGAGUUCAUCAACGCCUCCAACAGCAAGGUGGAGCGAGACCUGGCCCAGCUGACUCUGUCUGACCCCGAGCAGAGAGAGCUGUACGAGGCCGCCCGCCUAGUCCAAACUGCCUUCCGCAAGUACAAGGGGCGGCCGCUCCGAGAGCAACAGGAAGUAGCUUCUGCUGUCAUUCAACGUUGUUACAAGAAAUACAAACAGCUAACAUGGAUAGCCUUGAAGUAUGCACUUUAUAAGAAGAUGACGCAGGCCGCCAUCCUUAUCCAGAGUAAAUUCCGCAGCUACCACGAGCAGAAGAAGUUCCAGCAGAGCAGGAAGGCUGCUGUGCUCAUUCAGCAAUACUACCGCAGCUAUAAGGAGUUUGGCAGGCUGAAGCCCCACCACCGCGGGGCGGCUGCUGCCCUGGUGCAGCACAAACUGAGAGGUAGUCUGCUCACAAAGAGGCAGGAUCAGGCUGCCAGGAAGAUCAUGAGGUUCCUACGUCGCUGCCGCCACAGCCCCUUGAUGGACCAUAGACUGUUCAAGCGGGGUGAAAGAAUUGAAAAGGGCCAGGGAACAUGAGACCCCUCAGAAGAGCCCCCUCACCAUUUGACAUCACUCUCCUGUCUCCUCUUUUCUGUUUUUGUUUGUACCCGAGACAUUUUACAAGAAAAAUGGAAAAAAAAACAUCAAUGCAAGCACUGCAAUUAUUACUACUACUGCAGUGUUACCGGUUCAACUUCUAAUAUGUACAACAGCAUUUUUUCACAUAUCUAUUCUUUCCACUGACUUGGUUUUUGACGGAGAGUGGCAACUUCUACGGGAUUAUAAACUAAAAGGGUCGGGGUGGGGGGUGCAAAACAUUUGCUUCAUGGCAUUUUUUGCACUUUUUCAUGGAUUGCUUUGUCUUUUUCGAAUAUAUGGAGAGGUUUUGGACGAUGAAGGAAGCAGGACAUGCGUGCGGAGGUCUGUCAAACGCGAGGACCUCAAGAGACGUAAAUUAAGACUGCUGCAGAGGAUCUCAGAGGAUAGUGAGACCACGCAGAAACACUCUGGGCUCUUAUUGUGUUUCAUAAUUUUUUAAGUGACCAAUCAAUUCAUUUGAAGAAGGAUUUUUUUUAACCAAAUACAUUGGUCACCCACACUCCCACUUCUUUCCACUGCUGUAGAUGAAAUGAUAUUCAAUUUAGCUCAACAACUCCUGCUGUCCCACUGUGCUCUACCCCACCAGUCUGCCCGCACGGGUGGAGCUACAAAUGAAUGUAGUCCGGGGUUUAACCAUUACGAAGCAGAUGGGUGAUAAAAUAUUUCUCUUUUGCCAUUUCUUAAAGAAACCCUAUGCUUUAUCGUAUAUAUUGUCACUUUAUUACUUGAAUUUGUUCCAUACUGUCCAAUGUAUUUGUUCCAUCAUGUCCAAUGUAUUGGUGAUCUGUAUCCUCAGACUCUAUGUUGUUGAAUCCUACCAAGAAAAGAUGCAUGACUUCUUGGCAAGAAAAGUCUUUGCUUGUGUGAUUAUGGUCUAGUCUUUCAGCCUAACCUCUGAUGUUCUCUUUUGUUUCCAUCUUCUCCCUCAUGAUUUCGAUCAUAUCAGUAUUGAAGCUAUCCCUGUAUUGUCCUGUUUCUUUUUAUUUGUUGAUUGAUCCUCUGAAACCUAACAAGAGAAAAGAACUUGCCUAUUUUGUGUUGUAAUGGUUAUGGUCAUGCAGGUUAUUAAUGUUCUUUUUAAAUGAACUUCAGAGCCUGCGAAGGCUGUUGAGGGGAAGAUCACAUACAUUGCCUUGACGUCUUAGAGAUUCUUUGAGGGGUCCCUAAGCUUGUCCCAAAAUAGGGGUUUGACAAAUCCAUAUUUUUGACAAUUGAGCGAUUUCUGUAUAUAAAGAAGGCUGAAAGUACGUAGGAAAAAACAUUUACCCGAAGGGGAUUGUAUUUUAGAAAUAUAUUAUUUUAUUCAUUAAAAAUGGGUCAAAAACAGGUACGAGACAAAAACAGAAUAUUUGUAUAGUUUUGUUUGAAUGCCUAAGAAGUAUGGUUGUAUUGUUUGUAAAUAGUGUAAAUACCUGGGAUAAAAAUGAGCUAUGUGCAUGAAAAGUAUGAACAGAGUCAAAAGGGAAAAAACAACAAAAGCAGUAGUGGCUAUGCUCUGUAAAAUUAAACUAUUUCACUAUUAGAGUAUUUUAUUUUAUUUUGAUUGUUCUUGAGAAGAACAUUUCUGCUAAAGCAUGAUAUUAUUGCAAUAUAAAAAAACUACAAAAAAAUGUAUUUAGAGUUAGGAGAAGUCUGCAAAAUGAUCUUAAAACAAGUAUGGUUAUGUUUACAUUUCUUUUGUUUUGUUUUGGGCUACCAAGAAUCUUUUGCCAAUGGUGCCGAGGUAUGGGAAUGCUAUAUAGCUUAAGAAGAGAAUUAAGUUAAUUUU
Notothenia coriiceps (black rockcod) is the source of this 7165-nucleotide messenger RNA. It is a transcript of the gene camta1a, whose product is annotated as calmodulin binding transcription activator 1a. Gene Ontology annotation, cellular component: nucleus. Gene Ontology annotation, molecular function: protein binding; double-stranded DNA binding; transcription coregulator activity. Bases 1 to 5334 code for a protein of 1777 amino acids. Lineage: Eukaryota; Metazoa; Chordata; Actinopteri; Perciformes; Nototheniidae. Gene Ontology annotation, biological process: regulation of transcription by RNA polymerase II. The record is from RefSeq and is a predicted model, not a curated record. The transcript has 21 exons.